AUGGCACGGAGCAAGCGAUUCUGGCUGAUCUGCAUCGCGCUAGUGGCGGGAUAUAACCUCCUCGUCAUGAAUCUCGCAGGCCGGGAGGUGGACAGCCCCCCUCUCCGCGUGUGGUCCUUCCUGCUGGGCGGCAGUGACGUGGAGCGCGUACCUGGCGACCCCGCAUUGGCUGACGAGCCCACCGCUGACGUCACCACCAAGGCCCUGUACGACGAGAUCGCGUUCGAGAACCUUCCGGGAGGCGUGUGGACGCAGGGUUUCCCCCUCGGGUACACGGGGCACGAGUGGGACGAGGAGCCGUUGCGAGUGCUGGUGGUGCCGCACUCCCACAACGACCCUGGCUGGCUGCAGACGGUGGAAGAGUAUUACAAGUCGAGCACACGCGGCAUCAUCGACACCAUCGUCAACUCCCUCUCCGAGAAACCGACUCGCAAGUUCAUAUGGGAGGAGAUGUCGUACCUGUCGCGGUGGUGGAUGGACGCGAGUGAGGAGAUGAAGGGCAAACUCAAGGCGCUGCUGCAGAACGGACAGCUCGAGAUCGUGGGCGGCGGAUGGGUCAUGAACGAUGAGGCAAACUCUCAUUACUUCGCCAUCCUCGAACAGAUAACGGAGGGCAACACAUGGCUUCACGAUGCAGUGGGGGUGGUACCCACCAACUCAUGGUCCAUCGACCCAUUCGGCUACAGUGCCACCAUGCCCUACCUGCUGCACCAGUCCGGCUUCCACAACAUGCUCAUUCAGCGCGUGCACUACGAGUUUGACUUUGCGCGCACGGCUACUGGCGAGCACUCCUGCCCCUGGGGCACGCCUGCUGUGGAUAUUACACCUCAGAACGUGGCGGAGAGGGCAGCCACCAUUCUGGACCAGUGGCGCAAGAAGUCCCUCCUCUAUCGCUCCAAGGUGGUGCUGGUCCCUCUGGGGGACGACUUCAGGUAUCCAACCAUGAGAGAAGCCCACGCCCAGUUCACCAACUACGAGCUCCUAUUUGAUUACCUCAACAGCCACCCGCACCUGCGAGUCAACGCCAGCUUCGGCACCCUGGCCGACUAUUUCAACGCUGUCCGCGAGGCCGCUGUUAGAGACGCUACUCUUCGUAGCAAGGGCGCUGUUAAUGAGGCUAGUGCUGUUAACGAGGCGUCUCUUACCGAGGCCCAGCAGGACCUGCCUUCGGAGCACCCAGUGUUCACGUCUCACGAACUCCCAUCCGAGCCCACCACCAUCUCCAACCGCAACCUGCUCUCCACACACCCCUCCACCUCCUCUCUCCCCUCCUCUCUCCCCUCCUCUCUCCCCUCCUCUCUCCCCUCCUCUCUCCCCUCCUCUCUCGCUGCACACCUCUACUCCCUCCCCCCCUCGCUCCGCCCGAGCCUGCCCUCUCUCUCGGGCGAUUUCUUCACAUACGCGGACCGAGAGCAGGACUACUGGAGCGGCUACUACACCUCCCGCCCCUUCUGGAAAGCAGUAGACCGCGUGCUUGAGUCUGCUGUACGAGCAGCAGAUAUCCUCUUUGCUCUCACGUGGUCUCAGCUGCAGGCGAGGGGGGGUGGGGGAGGGGGGGGGCUGAUGGCGCGGAUGCUGGGGAGGGGGAGUGGGGGGGGGGGAGAGGUGGGGAAGGUGAUGGAGAGACUGGCAGAGCAGGCGGAGUGGAUGGAGAAGGGGGGAGGGAAGGAGGGGAGGGGGGUGGGCGGAGGGCAGCGUGGAGAGGACAACUUCAGGCAUCUGCUGUUCCCGCUCAAUUUCGCAGAGCGGCUGGUGCGAGCGCGGCGCAACCUGGCGCUGUUUCAGCACCACGACGGCAUCACAGGCACGGCAAGGGACCCCGUGGUGGUGGACUAUGGGCUUCGCAUGCACAAUGCUCUUAAUGACCUCAAUGACCUCAUGUGUGCGGCGGUGGUGGCUCUGCUGGCAGACUCGCCCACACAGGACCCUGAGAAGUCGCCAGUACAGCUGCGCCCAGAGCAGCACCGCACGCAGCAGCACAUCCUGCCCUCCCACCUCCCCCUCUCCUUCCCCGCUUCCUCCCCCCACACCCCCUCCUCCACUCCCGGGUCCGCUGGGGUGGGCGGUGGAGGAGAGGGAGGGGAGAGGGGCGCGGGCGCAGGGGCCAGGCGGCGUGUUUUGGAGGUGAAAGUAGGGGAGCAGUCAGGCACAGAGCAGAGGGGGCUAGAGGUGCAGGAGGAGCAGGGAGGAGGUGGCACUGUGCGGCGCAUUGUGGUGUAUAAUCCGCUAGAGGAGGAUGUGAAGCAGGUCAUCUCUGUGGUGGUAGAGAUCCCGCUUGUUGCAAAGGUAGCAGAGGAGGCUGCCAAGACGGAGAAGCAAGGGUGGGAGGAGGCAGCGGAUGGGCUGGAGGAGCCACAAGUUGUGGACGAGGACGAGGAGGAGGAUGGGCCUGUGAUGCCGGUUGUGCGCUCUGUCAUGCUCUACAAAGUCCGAGCCCCUCAGGGUCUGUUAAUAGAGACACGCCAUCACGUGAACAUCUCAUCAACAGCGGUGGACAACAAGGAGCUGGUGGUGCGCUACCGCACGUCCAUCGACUCCUCGCAUCUCUUCUACACCGACUCCAAUGGCUUCCAGACCGUCCGCCGCGAGACCCUUCCCAAGCUCCCCACGCAGGGCAACUUCUACCCCAUGCCCGCCCUCGCGUUUAUCCAAGACCCCUCUGGAAUCAGGUUCUCCGUGCACACGCGCCAGGCUGUGGGCGUGGCCAGUCUCAAGACUGGCUGGUUGGAAAUGAUGUUGGAUCGCCGCCUCCCACAGGACGACAACAGGGGCAUGCAGCAGGGCGUGAUAGACAACCACCCCACACACACCGUCUUCCACCUCGUCCUCGAACGAAACACCUCCGCCCGCCCCUUCCCCGCCCCCUCCUCCUCCGCCGCCCUCCUCCCCUCCCUCACUUCGCAACGAAUCGGCUCCCGGCUCAACUACCCGCUGUAUCUCUUCGUCGGGCAGCCCGAAAGCCCAUCGAGAUUUGUUUCCGGGCAGGAUGGAGAUGCUGGAAGAGGGGCGGGCAGAAAGGGGAGUGGCAGCAGCAGCAGCAGCAAUGGAGGGAAGGCAGUGAAACCGGGUGUUUUGGCUGGCACUGUGGAGCCGAAACCGGGCGGCCUUGGUUGGACGUAUUCUCCACUUGGCCGCCCCCUACCGUGUAACAUGCAUGUGGUCAGCUUCAAGGUGCAUCGGCCCAUGCCCAAUGCCUCGGUGCAUUCUGAGCCGCCUCUAGCCCUGCUGCUGCACCGCAGGGGCUUCGAUCACAGCUUUGGGGGCGCGCACCGUGAGGCUCCCUGCAAGCUCACCCCCACUGGCCAAGUGCACCUCGCUCGUCUCUUCUCCGGCGCUUAUGUAACAGAGUUCGAAGAGUUCCCACUUAACCUCGUCCGUCCCGGCCCAAUAGCAGCAGAUUCGGGGUCGCCCGGACAGGGUUCUGAGGAUUUGCUGGGAGCGGGGGGGAGAGAGGGGGGGAACAGGACAAGGGGAGGGAUGGGCACGGCGGGGGCGUUUGCGAAGAGAGCAUGGCAGCAGAGAGUGAGAGGGGGGGUGACAAGUCUGAAACUGGAAGUUAUGGAGCUCAAGGCGCUCGCGAAGAUGCCGUACACCGGAAAGAGCUCGCUCGCUCUUAUCGCGAGGGUUUCGGCAGUUGGAGUGGGUCUCGCCUACGGCGCGACGAUGCUCACAUACCUCCGG
Molecule: messenger RNA, 3681 nt
Organism: Closterium sp. Yama58-4
Lineage: Eukaryota; Viridiplantae; Streptophyta; Zygnematophyceae; Desmidiales; Closteriaceae
Source: the annotation of a GenBank genome assembly